Molecule: messenger RNA, 1953 nt
Organism: Hemibagrus wyckioides
Lineage: Eukaryota; Metazoa; Chordata; Actinopteri; Siluriformes; Bagridae
Gene: asb15a
Product: ankyrin repeat and SOCS box containing 15a
Exons: 10
Coding region: 109-1818 (569 amino acids)
Biological process (GO): intracellular signal transduction
Cellular component (GO): nucleus; cytoplasm
Molecular function (GO): protein binding
Source: RefSeq, a predicted model, not a curated record
GUCAGAGUAUCUCGGUGCACAGUCGGGAUUGACUGCAUUAAAGCUAAACCAAUGGCAGUACCCAGCCUGUGAUUUUACUGGAACUAGAUUUUUCAAGAGUAAUUGAUAAUGGACAGUACAGAUGAAGUAGAUGAGGAUGACCAGCUUCUUAAUUAUGCCAUCCAGCUGAGUAUUGAAGAGUCUUGGAGCAAUAAUUUUCCAGCAAGUGUGGAAAAUCAGAAAAUAUUUGAUGCCAUCAAAAGGGGUGACCUGUUUACACUGCACGAGAUGUCGGAUUACCCGGCUGCGUUUACCGAGGUGGAUGCUAAAGGCUGGUACCCUCUCCACAGGGCAUCAGUACAACAGUCAGUACAAGUACUGGAGAGAGUGAUAUACGCGUCUUACAGGCUGACCCUUGAAGAGGAAACAGCAGAUAGAGAAACCCCUUUGACUCUGGCUACUCAAGCAGGAUUGGUAGAGAUUGUUCAUACUUUGCUGGAUCAUGGAGCUUCUCCUCACAGAACCAAUGGCAGGAAUGAGUCUCCUCUAUUACUGGCUGUAAGAACAGAUUCUUAUGAUAUAGCUCUAGCACUUAUAAAACGAGGUGCACCGGUGAACCAGGUCUGUCUGAAGAAGUGGACAGCUAUGCACGAGGCUGCUAAAGUGGGCUGCGUUGACAUCCUGAAGCUUUUACUGCAGCACGGAGGCCAGAUCUCAGAGACAGAUCAGCACGGGGUGACCCCAAUGGGCAUCGCUGCAGAAUACGCACAGGCUGAAGUUCUAGAUAUCCUUAUACACAAUGGUGGUGAUGUAAAUGCUCAGGCACCGAAUGGGGACUCUGUUCUUUAUGACGCUGCUGGUUCUGGAAAUCCCGACUGUAUCAAUCUUCUCCUCCAAAAUGGGGCCAAUCCCAACAUCGCCAGCCUCUCUGCACAGCUCCCUAUCCAUCGAGCUGCCUAUGAAGGGCACUACCUUGCUUUGAGGAUGUUGAUCCCUAUUACUACAAGAAGAGCUCUGCGGCUUGCUGGCCAGAGUCCCGUUCACUCGGCGGCAGAUGGGGGCCACGCACAGUGCCUUGAGCUUCUUCUGGAGAAAGGCUUUGAUGUCAAUUCCCUUCUAGACCAGCAUAUAUCCGAAAAUUAUGGUGAUAUGAGGAAGAGCGCCCUGUAUUUCUGUGUUUCCAAUGGAGAUGUGACUUGCACUCAGUUGUUGCUCAAAGCUGGUGCUAAUCCUGACCUGGAUCCUCUGAGCUGUCUCCUGGUGGCAGUGAGAGCUAGCAGAUACGAGAUAGUCAAGCUGCUUCUGGCCAACGGAGCUGACGUGAACUGCUACUUCACAUUGGUCAGCGACACUCUGUUCCCCACUGCGUUACAGUAUUGCCUCAAGGACGAGAUGUUGAUGAGGAUGCUACUCAACAGUGGCUACGAUGCAGACAAAUGCUUCAUUUGUCACCAUGACUCAUCGUGGAGUGACCGGAGUCAUCACACUGACCGUUCGGGUGAAAAGAUCCCUUUCUGUGACUUGGUCAGUGUCUCGUGGCUGGCGCAGUAUGCCGGAAGAGCCGUGCGGAUUCUUCUGGACUACGUGGGCUAUGUCUCAAUCUGUUCAAAACUGAAAACGGUUCUGCAGAAGCACAGAGAAUGGCCAGACAUUUGUGACAUUUUAGGAAAUCCCCGGUCUCUAAGGCACAUGUGCAGGCUGUUGAUCAGAAGAAUGAUGACUCCAAGGAAACUGGGAGACCCAAACAUUAUCAACUCUGCUCCAUUCCCACCUUUACUGAAGAAGUACUUGAUGUACAGAGAGUAUGACCUGUACGGCAGUUUUUGUGCAGAUGAAUAAUCAUAUCCUCUCAAGGAACAAAAACACAGCAAACAGUACCAAUGCUGUGAAGAUGAUCUAAGAUCUACCUGUUAAGAGAGGGGGGGACACAGAGAGAGAGAGAGAGAGAGAGAGAGAGAGAGAGAGAGAAAGAUA